This is a messenger RNA of Daphnia magna, 1789 nucleotides long. RefSeq names its product suppressor protein SRP40-like. Lineage: Eukaryota; Metazoa; Arthropoda; Branchiopoda; Diplostraca; Daphniidae. Bases 101 to 1738 code for a protein of 545 amino acids. The transcript has 9 exons. The record is from RefSeq and is a predicted model, not a curated record.
CAUUGGAUUUUUGAAAGUGUUGGUGUAUUUUUUUGUGUGUGGUUAAUUUUUUAUUUCUUAUUUUUCAAUGUAAAGGAGAGGAUGCUCACAUUAGAAUAGAAUGUCUUCUAAUAAUGGGAAAAACAAUUCUCGUUCCAGGAACCCACCAAUGCAUCGAUUUGCAGAACCUCAACCAACCAUCCCGACAAAUGAGGAAAUAACAGCUCAAGAAGCAAGACUCCUUGCCCUUAGAGCUGCAAUGGCGACCAAUGGAUCUGUGAGACCUUUACGUGUUGCAGCCAAAACCAUCAGAAAUAAAAAUAAGAGACUCGUUGCUGUGGAUAAGAGUCACCUGAAAUUGUUCAAGGAAAAUGGUGUCCAAUCAAUUUGCUUGGUCCAUUCUCCUAAUAGUAAAGGUACAUCUUGGGGGCAUAAUGUUUGUGGUCCUGAUGCCCAGAAACUUAUAAAUUCGCCCAUCGGCCGGGAGUUUCUUGCUAGCUGGAAAAAAAUGUCUGAUGGUUUACAAGCUGGAGUGGUUCCAUUGAGUCAACCAGCAUUGGUUGAAAAUUCACUUGAUGUGGGGCAGCCAUUGCUAGAAAAUAGACGAACCACAACUCCUGUGAAUAAAGAGUCAACUCAAGGCGAUGAUGUAGAACGUUACGCAUCGCCAGUGAACAGAUCUUCCAUGUCAGAGUCCGACUCUAACUUUUUGGCCCAGUCUGACAUACAAACAACGCCAGUUCAAUUUCCAAUUGUCGGUGGUUCUGGUAAAGCUUGCUUAUCAUAUUUGUAUUGUUUUUUGAGCCUGUUACUUCAAUCGUUAGACGUAGCAGCUUCCAUGUCAGCAGAGUCCAACUCUAGCAGUUCGGCCCAGUCUGACGUACAAACAACGCCAGUUCAAUUUCCAAUUUUCGGUGAUGCUGACGUAGCAGCUUCCAUGUCAGCAGAGUCCAACUCUAGCAAUUCGGCCCAAUCUGACGUACAAACAACGCCAGUUCAAUUUCCAAUUUUCGGUGAUGCUGACGUAGCAGCUUCCAUGUCAGCAGAGUCCAACUCUAGCAGUUCGGCCCAAUGUGACAUCCACACAACGCCAUCAGUUCAAUUUCCAUUUAUCAAUGAUACUGACUUUGAAGGCCGUGCAGCGGAAAGCUCACCCAACUCCAGCAUACAUACUCAACCCCUACACCAAACAUCUCGAUCUUCAACACCUUGUCCUUCAGGACCAUUUAUUCCGAUUCGACAGAAUAUGAUAGACACUUCUCCAAUCUCUAGGAUUUCGCCAUUUCUUUUUCCAAUGUUUUCUGGCCAAGACAGAGCAUCCCCUUGGACUAGACCGCCAACUCCUAAACCAUGUAAAUUGAAUGAUACUACGGUUGCUCCGAAAAAGCGUGGAAGAACUCCAGUUAGUGCAAACUGUGCUAGUCAAAGUAAAGUAAAUAGCGAAAAAGUCAACAAUACCCAAGUCCCAAGUGGCGGAGACCUCGGAGAUAACCGCGUAGCCCCCCUAAUGCUCAAUCAAACAAGAAAUUCAAAAUCACUGAUGCUUUUUUAUCUAACGGAAAGUAUUUCAUUAAAGUUCCUGGCAACGAAAAACUCAUUCCAUUUACAUUUGAUGCAAGAUUUGGCAUUCCUAAGCAUGUCAAGAUUCAUGAAAUGGAUGCUGCUGGAUAACAAUCAAUCAGAAAGUCAGAAACCACCUAAGAAACUAAGAAAUGUUUUUAUCAUUCAUCUUGUAUAUUCUUCUCCUGUUUUGUUUUAAAAUAAUCAAAUAUUGUACACAGACACGAAUUACAAACAAUAUCACAAUAUA